This is a messenger RNA of Saprolegnia parasitica CBS 223.65, 493 nucleotides long. RefSeq lists its product as hypothetical. Gene Ontology annotation, molecular function: fatty acid binding. Gene Ontology annotation, cellular component: cytosol; nucleus. The transcript has 2 exons. The coding region runs from base 14 to 451 and encodes 145 amino acids. The record is from RefSeq and is a predicted model, not a curated record. Gene Ontology annotation, biological process: fatty acid transport. Lineage: Eukaryota; Oomycota; Saprolegniomycetes; Saprolegniales; Saprolegniaceae.
GUCAUUUUCAAACAUGCACGACUUUAGCGGGACGUGGAAGUGCACCGAGGUGCGCAACAUGGAAGAGUUCCUCAAGGAGCUUGACGUCGCUUGGCUCAAGCGGAAGGCUGGCUCCAUCAUGGGCUUUGGCGUCAACCGCCUCGUGCAGACCGUGACGCAGUCGGGCGACAAGAUUGCGAUCUCCAACGUCGGCGGCAUCAAGGACUUCACCAACGAGAUCCGGGUCGGGCAUGGCGCGCAGACCAUGGAGAGCAUGGACGGACCCGUGACGGGUACGCCGACGUGGGCCGAAGACGGCAGCCUCGUGCUUGAGACCGAAAUGAAGGGCAAGGCCGUGACGCUCCUCCGUCGCCGCGUGAGUCACGACACGACCGAGCUCGAGACGAUCCACAACGGCGUCUCGGCCAUCCGCGUCUUUACGCUGCAAGAAGACAACAACAGCGGCCACUAAGAUAGCAUGGUCCAGACGAAAUAUACUGUUUGCUGCAAGGAA